AUGAACUUUUGUGCUACGUGUAGGAUUUUGGCACCGAGUCCUAGAUUUAGUCUUAAAUCAACAACAGUUCAAGCCAGACCAUUUUUUUGCCUCUUAAAGCUGCAUUCAGGUGCUCGGCAAAUUGCUUUACCUGGAGCAAAGCGCGUACUGCAGCUGAAUGAAACCAGCUGUCCUUCGGCCACAACCUCUUUCCAAUGGUACCAGGAUGAGGGACCUACGUUGCUUGUGCCUGGUUUUGUCUUUCUUAUGGGAGCAGGUGGCGAAGGCUUAUAAAUAUAUGAGUGGUGUUUUUCUAGUGAGUCACUCAUCGGACCAGCAAGCCACAGACAGUUCCAGGCCGCCCAGCAAGAUGGACGUAAACCGGCUCCAGGAGCAAUACCACUACUUAAAAGAGAAGCAGAAGCUGCACGCCCAUGUCGUCGUGUUUAAAACAGGUGGAAAUGGGAGCAUUCCCAAGGAAUCCAUGAUCAGUGCUGUUUUAAUUAACAAGACCACGAGGAAAGCAUUGAAAGGAAGAGAGAUCAAAGUGGAUUUGCCCUGCCAGGGAAAUGGACAAGACAGCUCACCAUGGCGGAUACAUCUUGGUAUCCACCGUCUGGCACGUCACCAGGGACAGCCUUGUGAUGGCAUCCAAAACCAGACUGAACAUAGCAUGUGGUCUUGUGAGGAGUCAUUAGACAGCACUGAACCGGCCAUUGCAUUCGCCAUCAAAGAGGAAAAUCCAUGCCCUCCUGAAGAGAUGGUCAGUUCCAACUCAACUCGGACAUCAGUAACUUCCAUUUGGGCUUAUUCCAGCCUCAACAUCUCAGCUUCAAAACCAACAUCUACUAAGCUAUCUUAUUACCCUUUCCCUCAGAAGAAAAACCCCAAGAUUUCUGAAGCUGCAAGGAAACUGGGGUUAUAUGUCUCCCAAUGAGAAUUGUGUAAUAGAAGACAGUGGUAGGCCUAUCACUACAGGUAAAGUAGAUACAGAAAGCUUCUUUUUUCCUCAUGCACAGGUAUAAUUUGCCUGAAAUAUACAGGUAGCGUUUCUGUUCCUGUGAACAUGAGAACUGAUGGACUCACAUGUACUAUUUUAAAUCAAUGUUUCUGUAAGGCAGUGUUUCCCAACCUUGGCCAACCUUUAAGAGGGGUGGACUUCAACUCCCAGAAUUAUCAGAUUAACAGAGUUGGAAGGAACCUUCUAGGUCAUCUACUCCAGCACCUCGCCUCCCCGCUCAAGGAGGAGACCCUACAUCAUUUCUCACAAACCCCCAUACUGGCUGAGGAUGUCUGGGAAUUGAAGUCUAUCUCUUUUAAAGUGGCAAAGAUUAGGAAUCAUUGCUCUAGGACAGUGGUUUCAAACUCAAGGCCCUGGGGAUAGUUCCAGCCCACGGGGUGCUUAGAUGUGCCCCAUUGGGCCACUCUGGGGCACAUCUAAGUGAAGGACAAGCCCGUGGUGUGUCUGCCAGUGAAAACAGAGCUCGGGAGGGCAGAGUGCUCGGACCAUCAAAAGUGCCCCCAACACGAGUGAUGUUGAGCCGGCCACAUCCCCUGCCCAUCCUCAAAAGCCAAACUCAACUCUGAUGCGGUCCUCAAUGAAAUUGAGUUUGACACCCCUGCUCAAGGAGUUAUGUUUGCAAUUUUAAGGAAAGAUUAUGUAGAACAGGGAUGUCCAACCUUGGCAACUUAGGCUGGCUGGGAGAAUUUUGGAAGUUGAAGUCCACAAGUCUUAAAGUUGCCAAGGUUGGAUGCCGCUAAUGUAGAAUUGCAGCUACUUCCACACUUCUGCUUCUCACAUAGAGUGAGAGAAUGCUAAAAUUAGGUACGUUUGCUGAUGAAGGAAUGUUCUGUUUUUUUGUUUUUGCUCAGCCAGCCCAACAUUCUUCAUCAGAAGAAAAGGGAAUUUUUCUCCCCUAAUUCCUCAGUGAAAAUAGGAGGGAAAUGCAAUAAGUAAAUCGCAGGUCACCUUGUGGCAGAGAUAUCAAGCAUUGAGAUUUCCCUCCCAGGUUGGAAAUGAUUUGAAUUACACUGCUCCAGAUUGAAACCAGAUGCUUGAAUGUGUUGUAUUUUAAUGUCAACCUACUAGCUAUAUUUUCUUAAAAUGUAUUUUGAGUGAAUAACACUCUAGACUAGCAUAAACUUCACUGUGAAGAGAAAACAAAACUGUCCUGUAGAAAUCCAGGAGUGAAACCCAGCAGGUUCUGACAGGUUCUGGAGAACCGGUUCUGGAGAAAUUUUGAGUAGUUCGGAGGGAACUGGUAAAUGC
Thamnophis sirtalis is the source of this 2248-nucleotide messenger RNA. It is a transcript of the gene CUNH9orf152, whose product is annotated as chromosome unknown C9orf152 homolog. The record is from RefSeq and is a predicted model, not a curated record. Lineage: Eukaryota; Metazoa; Chordata; Lepidosauria; Squamata; Natricidae.